Messenger RNA from Perognathus longimembris pacificus (Pacific pocket mouse), 4838 nucleotides. It is a transcript of the gene Actn2, whose product is annotated as actinin alpha 2. The record is from RefSeq and is a predicted model, not a curated record. Gene Ontology annotation, biological process: muscle cell development; actin cytoskeleton organization. Gene Ontology annotation, cellular component: Z disc; cortical actin cytoskeleton; plasma membrane. The transcript is spliced from 21 exons. NCBI's taxonomy places the organism in Eukaryota, Metazoa, Chordata, Mammalia, Rodentia, Heteromyidae. Bases 106 to 2790 code for a protein of 894 amino acids. Gene Ontology annotation, molecular function: actin filament binding; calcium ion binding.
UCCCGAGCAGCAGCAGCCCGCGAAGGUCACCCGCCCGCCCGCCCGCCGCGCGCCGCCCGCCGCCCGCCCGCGCCCCGCCGCAGCCCCCCACGGCCACCCGGCACCAUGAACCAGAUCGAGCCCGGCGUGCAGUACAACUAUGUGUACGACGAGGACGAGUACAUGAUCCAGGAGGAGGAGUGGGACCGCGACCUGCUCCUCGACCCGGCCUGGGAGAAGCAGCAGCGGAAGACCUUCACGGCCUGGUGUAACUCCCACCUGCGGAAGGCCGGCACCCAGAUCGAGAACAUCGAGGAGGACUUCCGCAACGGCCUGAAGCUCAUGCUGCUGCUGGAGGUCAUCUCAGGCGAAAGGCUGUCCAAACCCGACCGGGGCAAGAUGCGCUUCCACAAGAUCGCCAACGUCAACAAGGCGCUGGACUACAUCGCCAGCAAGGGGGUGAAGCUGGUGUCCAUCGGGGCGGAAGAAAUUGUCGACGGCAAUGUGAAGAUGACCCUGGGCAUGAUCUGGACCAUCAUCCUUCGCUUCGCCAUUCAGGACAUAUCCGUGGAAGAAACAUCUGCCAAAGAAGGUCUGCUGCUGUGGUGUCAGCGGAAGACGGCGCCCUACAGGAACGUGAACAUCCAGAACUUCCACACCAGCUGGAAAGAUGGCCUGGGCCUCUGCGCCCUCAUCCACCGACACCGGCCAGACCUCAUCGACUACUCCAAGCUCAACAAGGAUGACCCCAUAGGGAACAUCAACCUGGCCAUGGAGAUCGCGGAGAAACACCUGGACAUUCCGAAAAUGCUGGACGCUGAAGACAUUGUGAACACUCCCAAACCUGAUGAAAGAGCCAUCAUGACUUACGUCUCCUGCUUCUACCAUGCUUUCGCGGGAGCGGAGCAGGCUGAGACAGCAGCUAACAGGAUAUGUAAGGUUCUUGCUGUGAAUCAAGAGAAUGAGAGGCUGAUGGAAGAAUACGAGAGGCUAGCGAGUGAGCUUCUGGAGUGGAUCCGGCGCACGAUCCCCUGGCUGGAGAACCGGACGCCGGAGAAGACGAUGCAGGCCAUGCAGAAGAAGCUGGAGGACUUCCGCGACUACCGGCGCAAGCACAAGCCGCCCAAGGUGCAGGAGAAGUGCCAGCUGGAGAUCAACUUCAACACGCUGCAGACCAAGCUGCGCAUCAGCAACCGGCCGGCCUUCAUGCCCUCCGAGGGCAAGAUGGUGUCGGACAUCGCAGGCGCCUGGCAGAGGCUGGAGCAGGCCGAGAAGGGCUACGAGGAGUGGCUGCUCAACGAGAUCCGCAGGCUGGAGCGCCUGGAGCACCUGGCCGAGAAGUUCAGGCAGAAGGCCUCCACCCACGAGACCUGGGCUUACGGCAAGGAGCAGAUCUUGCUGCAGAAGGAUUACGAGUCGGCGUCGCUGACCGAGGUGCGGGCCCUGCUGCGGAAGCACGAGGCCUUCGAGAGCGACCUGGCGGCUCACCAGGACCGCGUGGAGCAGAUCGCCGCCAUCGCCCAGGAGCUCAAUGAGCUGGAUUACCAUGACGCGGCGAACGUCAAUGACCGGUGUCAAAAGAUUUGCGACCAGUGGGACCGGCUGGGGACACUCACUCAGAAGAGGAGAGAGGCUUUGGAGAGAACGGAGAAAUUGCUAGAAACCAUUGACCAGCUGCACCUGGAGUUUGCGAAGCGAGCGGCUCCCUUCAACAACUGGAUGGAGGGCGCCAUGGAGGACCUGCAGGACAUGUUCAUCGUGCACAGCAUCGAGGAGAUCCAGAGCCUCAUCACGGCCCACGAGCAGUUCAAGGCCACGCUGCCCGAGGCGGACGGCGAGCGGCAGUCCAUCAUGGCCAUCCAGAACGAGGUGGAGAAGGUGAUCCAGAGCUACAGCAUCCGCAUCAGCGCCAGCAACCCAUACAGCACCGUCACCAUGGACGAGCUCCGCCACAAGUGGGAGAAGGUGAAGCAGCUGGUGCCCGUCCGCGACCAGUCCCUGCAGGAGGAGCUGGCGCGCCAGCACGCCAACGAGCGCCUGCGGCGGCAGUUCGCAGCCCAGGCCAACGCCAUCGGGCCCUGGAUCCAGAACAAGAUGGAGGAGAUCUCCCGGAGCUCCAUCCAGAUCACUGGGGCGCUGGAGGACCAGAUGAACCAGCUGAAGCAGUAUGAGCACAACAUCAUCAACUACAAGAACAACAUCGACAAGCUGGAGGGAGACCACCAGCUCAUCCAGGAGGCCCUGGUCUUCGACAACAAGCACACCAACUACACCAUGGAGCACAUCCGCGUGGGCUGGGAGCUGCUCCUCACCACCAUCGCGCGGACCAUCAACGAGGUGGAGACGCAGAUCCUGACCAGGGACGCCAAGGGCAUCACCCAGGAGCAGAUGAACGAGUUCAGAGCCUCCUUCAACCACUUCGACAGGAGGAAGAACGGCCUGAUGGACCACGAGGACUUCAGAGCCUGCCUCAUCUCCAUGGGCUACGAUCUGGGGGAAGCUGAAUUCGCCCGCAUCAUGACCCUGGUGGACCCCAACGGACAGGGGACCGUCACCUUCCAGUCCUUCAUCGACUUCAUGACCAGAGAGACCGCGGACACAGACACCGCCGAGCAGGUCAUCGCCUCCUUCCGAAUCCUGGCUUCUGAUAAGCCCUACAUCCUGGCGGAUGAGCUGCGUCGAGAGCUGCCCCCGGAUCAGGCCCAGUACUGCAUCAAGAGGAUGCCGGCGUACUCGGGCCCGGGCAGCGUGCCCGGGGCCCUGGAUUACACGGCCUUCUCCUCUGCGCUGUACGGGGAGAGCGAUCUGUAAUCCUUGAUCCCACGCGAACCAAUAAAAGCUGAAGUCGCAGUUGGUUUCUGGAAACCUUGACAGGCUUUGCUGAGUUCAGAGAGGAAAAAGAUUCUGUAGCAGCUUUUAAAAAACAAUUUGGCAGGGCAGUCACCUGACCUAAACACGACAUGGCGUGCCUGAUAAACACAUUCUUCAUUUCUGAUUCUUUUCGGCUAAAUGGAACGAAAUACUAAAUUGGUUUAUUUCUUUGGUUAAACAGAGCAAAUUGUUUGAAUACUAUGAAAUUAGGAAGAUUUAAGAACAGAAGAAAAGUGGAAAUUGUGAAAGAUUCCAAAUACUCAAGAUUCAUAGUAGUGGGUAGAGCCACGGGUUAAGGUUUGAUGCUUUUUGUUUUUUAAGAAAUAGUCUUCAUAGCUCAUAGGUUUGUGUGCUUUGGCCUAGGAGAAUAUGUUUGGGAUUUUAGUGCUUUAUUUUCUUGGUUAUCCAAAGAUGAGCUUGAUUCAUAUAUAAAUAUCACUGUGUCUUUUCAUGAAAUUAAACAUUAAGAGUUGUACCUGCCAGGAGAAGAAACAGACCGUAGACCUUCAGUGAGCACACAGUGUUUAAGGCAAGCUCUCUCUCUCUCGCCCAGACUUGCCUUCAACUCGUGAUCCUCCUGCCUCAGUUUCUUGAGUGCUGCGAUUACAGGUGUCUGUAUACUGCCGUGUCUGGCUUUUAGGAAUGAUGCGUUCAAGGCCAAUCUGGGCUGUGGAGUGCGAGCCUGUCUGGAAAGCAAGAUUCAUUUUACAUAGAGCUUACCGUCAGUUCUUCAUUACUCAGGAAUGGGCUUGUCAGGUCAGGAAAGGGACCUGAGGCAACACACAACCCGAGCCGGGCCAGUAGGUGGAGUUGAAAGGAAAGUGAGCUGUGUGGCCUGAUCUGCCAGUGGCGGAUAUUCAUGCUAUUUCUAGAGCUUGCUCUUAGAGGUUCUCGAGAGAUGGCCGGAUGUAAGCCCUCGCUUUUGAAAUGAGCACGUUUUUAUGUAGCGUUCAUAGCAGGAGACUCCUGCGGUCCUAGAGCUGGAAGCACGGCGCGCUUAGGCCAUGGGCUCUGGGAGCUGUCCAGGCAGAGCUAACGUUAACAAGGGGCGAAUUCAAUGCCAGUGCAGGUAAGUUCUUCAUCGUAGGGCCGCCCAGAGCUUUGGGGGUGGCUCUUUUGGGGUAGGAGGGAGUGGUAGAGGUUUGUGCAGGUAGCUAGGGGUGUAGUGCUGAGCUGGGCCACACUGGGCCCUAGGAGGACACACGGAGUCUGGAGCUGUUCCACUGUUUGUUCAGUUUUCCACCCGGGGCGCCGUCUUGACUGCUGUUCCACUCAUCGGCCGCAGGUAGUGAACAAAGCAGGAACUCUCUUUAUUCCUGGAUCCUUCGGGAUCCCUAGUGAUCAGGAAGAGAAACACAAACAGUUGCAAGCAGCAGUAAAGGUGUUGCUGGAGAAGCAGCCAUGCGCCCGUUACCUGCGUGCUCCCCCGGCUGGCUCUGCAUUUCCUCACAGCCGAAAUUGUAAUGCGUCCCUCGUCCUCUGAUGCUUAGAUGCCACGGGCCCGUUCAGAACCUGUGACCUCCGUGUACUUCAUUCAGUAGGUGGCUUUACCGCCAGGUGCUUCUGGGGUGGUUAUGUAGUGAGCUGUUGAUUUGUUUUAUUUCAAGCAGGUGCUAUACUCCAUCUAUACACCCUUGGGAGAAACUAGGAAGUCAGUCCUCUUUUGAGGAUAUUUAUUGGGGGGGACUUCUAUUUUAGGGUGGGUUUGGAUAACUCAUCUACCCCAAAUUUUAACAACAUCCAUCGAGAGAAUGGAGCCAUACUAUUCCGAUGAUAAAUGAAGAAUGGAAGGAACUCUGAAAAACAAUGAAUAUGUUCAUAUUCUGAUUCUAGGAGUUAUUUUUGUUUCUGAGGCUGAGUUACCAAUUAAACUAAAUUUGCAAAAGAAAAAGAACAUGUGUUUUUAAAAUUUCAAACAACCCAAAUGCUUUGAUUGACUCCACAUAAAAUUGUUCAAUUAAAAACUUACAUUGUGUUUUUAAAACUCA